AUGGAUGCUACUCACAUGAGGAACACCGUGCAGUUUGGUGCCCAAUGGGAGGGGGACAAAGGAGGGACCAAUAAAGCCGAUGUAUUGAAGACCGUGGACCGAUCAUGGACGGCUCUGAUGGGUUCUUCGAGUGGGCUUUGGGACUGCCGAUACGAAGACCGUUGGAUCAGGAGGAUGAAACGGAAAACAGCCCAUGUGACUGCAAACGGCCCCACGUGGAUGUUGUUGAUUGGAAAGGCAUUGGCCAUGUGGGUAGAGAUAAGUGGGACCGAAUAUUUAUUGGCCUGUGGUUACAUGACAUGUGGGAUUUCAUGUGGUAGGGUCAGCUUACCAUUCCCGUUCUCUCUCUUUGCCUCAACCCUAAUCGAACAUCGGGUGGUUGCACCAAAAUAA
Messenger RNA from Prunus armeniaca (apricot), 393 nucleotides. The record is from the annotation of a GenBank genome assembly. NCBI's taxonomy places the organism in Eukaryota, Viridiplantae, Streptophyta, Magnoliopsida, Rosales, Rosaceae.